AUGUUCCAGCCUCACCCCGCGCCCUUUGGCCCGACAUCGUCGUCCUGCUUCGCGGCGUCGCCGUAUGGCCUCGCGCUGGGCUUUGGCAUCCCGCCUCCACCACCGCCGCAGCCGCCACCACCGCCGACGCAGUCAUCGCUCGUGCCAGUCCCCGUUCCCGCGGCGGCCGCCAGACGAGCUGGGGACAUUGGCGCUGGAGGAGUAGUGACGGCUCGCCCAGCUUCUGCGUCUGCGUCUGCGUCUGCAUCUGCGCCUGGAUCUGGAGCCGGAGCUCCUCCAAUAGAGGUGGGUGCGGGAGCGGGAGCGGGAGCGGCAGCUGGGGCAGUUGGCCACACGGACCUCCAGCUGCUGCGCUACCCGCCACACGACGGCGCCAGCGCCAACGCCGGCGCCAGCAAUAGCAGCAGCAACAGCACCACCUGCGCUGCCGCCGCCGCCCACGCCGCCGCCGCCUCCACUGCAGCCUCCAUCCCCACCACCACCUCCUCCAGCCAGGGCGCUGGCGCCGGCAACCACAGCGCCGGCACCGCCAGCGACGGCACGGGCUGCUCCAGCUCGCGCUCCGUCAGCGAUAGUGGCUCCAGCCCCAUCGACCUCAUCACCCUCGACAGCAGCCGCAUCCGCAUUCGCAUCACGCUCAGCAGCCGCUCUUCCCGCACACGGACACCCACUCUCACGCGCACGCGCUCGCCCACGCCCAGCAUCCCCAGCUCCAGAGACUCGACCAGCUCCACCAGCUCCCGCAGCUACAUCAUCAACGUCAGACCCGCCAUUCUCAGCGUCAACUUCACCCCCAGCAUCACCACCACCAUCAGCGGAACCAGCAUCAGCAUCGCCAUCAGCAUCAGCAUCAGCACAGCCAGCAUCCCCUUCUACGGCGCCGUGGUCAUGGAUGAGCAGGGCAGCCACGGCCUGGCCGCCCAGCAAGAGGCCGCAAAGGACUACCAGCCGGUCCUCGAGGGCCCUCUCGUCGGCGACAAGACGCCUAGCGACGCCAUCACCCACGAGUACGCCAAGGCUGAUGCCGUCUACGUCGACAAGACAGUGGCACUCCCUCAGACAUACUCGCACUACCGGCCAAUCCAGGGCGAUGGCAACUGUGGCUGGCGAGCCAUUGGCUUCUCGUACCUCGAGAAGCUCGUCGAGGCCGGCGACCAGGACAGGAUGGAGGGCGAGGUGGCCCGCCUCAUGAGUCUCAACCACAUGCUCUCCACCGUCGGCGGCUACAGCUACUAUGAGGACUGGGCCGACGAGAUGCUGGGCCUCGUGCGCGACCUGGCCGCCAACCUCACCGACCCGGCCGUCGCCCACGCCAUGCUGCUCCAGCGCUGGAACGAUGCCUCGGUCGAGGGCGGUCUCAUCUACUACCUACGCCUCCUGGCCGCCACCUACCUCAAGGCCAACGCCGCCACUUACGACCCUUUUGUGCCCGACGGCCAGGGGGUGCAGGCCUACUGCAGCCAGUCCGUCGAGCUUGUCAACCACGAGAUCGAGCACCUUGGCAUCGUCGCCCUCGUCAACGUCCUGUUGAAACCUGCCGGCAUCGCCCUCGAGAUUGCCUACCUCGACCGCAGCCCGGGUAGCCAGGUGAACCACCACCGCUUCACAGACGAUGACGGCGAUGACCAGGGCUCGCUGCCGGGCGCGCCCGUUGUGUACCUGCUGUACCGGCCGGACCACUAUGACAUCCUGUAUCGCGCGCCGGAGAACCCCGCGCCGGUCACGAUGCAAGUAAAUCGCGUGUCAAGCAUGUCGCAUGACGUUCAAAUCGCCAGCAACAGCGCCAGCCUCGGGGCCUUUUCAACGCUCGACUUUGGCGCGCUGUCCAUGAUCCCUGGUUUCUCUGGUGUGUCGGGCAUGUCUUCGAUGUCGAUGCCGAUGCCAGCGCCAUCGACAUCAAGCCCCGUGGAGUCGGCCUUUUCGCCGGGACCGCAGCAGAGCCCUUGGACGUCACCAUUCUCGGACGACGUGCGGAUCCAAGUUUCCCAGGCGCCGCAGCCACCGACGGUCGCGGCGCAGCCGCCGACGCCGUCGUCACCGACGUCGCCCGUCGGCCCGAGUCCGCCGAUGAUGGGGGGCUGCCUGUCCAUGGAGCAGAAGCGGCCGUCGCUGGUGCCGGGCGGGCUCGCGGCGUCGGCAGGGUACCCGAUACGGUUCAGCCCCGUGCAGCUCGAGUACGACGAGUCGAACAGUGGGUUCCGGGAAUCGAGCUUCCAGGUCAAGACGAGCACGUUCAAGAACAGCGUGUGGAACCGGGCGCACUACGGGAACCCGGACUUCCAUCCGGAGGAGUGGAGCCCGGAGGACGACGGUGAGAUGCGGACGACCAAGAAGAAGGGCAAACGGGAGAGGGAAUGA
This is a messenger RNA of Purpureocillium lilacinum, 2358 nucleotides long. The record is from RefSeq and is a predicted model, not a curated record. Lineage: Eukaryota; Fungi; Ascomycota; Sordariomycetes; Hypocreales; Ophiocordycipitaceae.